AUGUUCAAGCAGCAACAAUGUAUCUCAUCUCAUCAGCAUCUUUACAAAAGGAAAAGUGUCGAAUGGAAAAAUGAAUUGAGAAAGAACUUUAUUCGACGAUUGCGAGAUGAACGACAGAAAAUUUUUAGCCGUGUACGCAGUGGAUUUGAACGUUGUGAGACUGAUUUGCUCAUUGAAAGCAUAUUACAGAACGAAAUUGAUAAUUUGAGGUUAUCAGAGCACAUCACAGAUAAUGAACUGAACGAAGCUAUUGAAGAAUUCGAACGAUUUCGAGAUGAAAUUAACCAGCAAGAAAUAGAAAGCAUGAUUGCUUAUGAGCAAGAACGACUGGAAGAUUUGGCAAGUGGGUACAAUUCGGUUUUAUGUCCAAGAUGCCAGUUUGCCAAUCUGAAUUUUCCUGAUGAACAUUCAUUGAGAUGUGAACAUUGCAAACUACAACUUCGUUUGGAACAACCGUUACCAUCUCCUCCCGAAUUAGCAUCUCAUUUUACGAAGAUUUUCACUUCCCAUGCAGAUCGAGAAUGUUUAGGAAAUCCUAGCUUAAUACUGCAAGAUACCGACAAAUUAUUUCUUCGUUAUGCGUAUAAAGAUUCGAAGUAUAUGGCUCUAUCGGUUGUUGCAACUGAUUUCCUAGCAUCAGCGUCUGUACGGAGUGGAUCGCAGUCAAGCGGUGCAUCACUUAGCAAAUAG
Cercopithifilaria johnstoni is the source of this 690-nucleotide messenger RNA. NCBI's taxonomy places the organism in Eukaryota, Metazoa, Nematoda, Chromadorea, Rhabditida, Onchocercidae. The record is from the annotation of a GenBank genome assembly.